Messenger RNA from Tupaia belangeri chinensis (Chinese tree shrew), 1014 nucleotides. It is a transcript of the gene OR6S1, whose product is annotated as olfactory receptor family 6 subfamily S member 1. NCBI's taxonomy places the organism in Eukaryota, Metazoa, Chordata, Mammalia, Scandentia, Tupaiidae. Gene Ontology annotation, molecular function: G protein-coupled receptor activity; olfactory receptor activity. The coding region runs from base 1 to 1014 and encodes 337 amino acids. Gene Ontology annotation, biological process: G protein-coupled receptor signaling pathway. The transcript has a single exon. Gene Ontology annotation, cellular component: membrane. The record is from RefSeq and is a predicted model, not a curated record.
AUGGGUCCAGGCAGGAACCUGAGUAGUGGUGUGACAGAGUUCAUCCUGGCAGGCUUCCCAAAUCUCAACAGCACAAGAGAGGAACUGUUUUCUGUGUUCCUUCUUGUCUAUCUGCUGACUCUGAUAGGCAAUGUGUUGAUUGUGGGGGUGGUAGGAGCUGACACUCGCCUCCAGACCCCCAUGUACUUUUUUCUGGGUAAUCUGUCCUGCUUAGAGAUUCUGCUCACUUCUGUCAUCAUUCCUAAGAUGCUGAGCAAUUUUCUUUCAAGGCAACACACGAUUUCCUUUGUUGCAUGUAUUACCCAAUUUUAUUUCUACUUCUUUCUUGGGGCUUCUGAGUUCUUACUGCUGGCCGUCAUGUCUGUGGAUCGCUACCUGGCCAUCUGUCAUCCUCUGCGCUAUCCCUUGCUUAUGAACUGGGCAGUGUGCUUGCGUGUGGCCAUGGCCUGCUGGAUGGGAGGACUCCUCCCUGUGCUUGGUCCCACAGUGGCUGUGGCUUUGCUCCCUUUCUGCAAGCAGGGUGCUGUGGUACAACACUUCUUCUGUGACAGUGGCCCAUUGCUCCGCCUGGCAUGCACCAACACCAAGAAGCUGGAGGAGACAGACUUUGUCCUGGCCUCUCUUGUCAUUGUGUCUUCGCUGAUGAUUACUGUUGCAUCCUAUGGCCACAUAGUACUGGCUGUCCUACGGAUCCCCUCUGCUUCAGGCCGUCAGAAGGCCUUCUCUACAUGUACUUCCCACUUGAUGGUAGUGAUUCUCUUCUACGGAAGUGCCAUUUUUCUCUACGUGCGGCCAUCACAGAGUGGCUCUGUGGAUACUAACUGGGCAGUGACUGUGGUAACAACAUUCGUAACACCACUGCUGAAUCCAUUCAUCUAUGCCUUGCGCAAUGAGCGAGUCAAGGAAGUUUUGAAGGACAUGUUCAAGAAGAUCAUAGCCAAGUUUUUAGGGAUUUUAUUACCUGAUAAUAGUUUCAAUAAGAUAAUAGUAAGGAAAAGUGAAAGGGCUGAGUAA